UUUGAAAAUAAUAAGCCGGAAAAGGUGUCGACGCAGAUUGUUGCUGUUGUUGUCAACCGCACGUCUUGCUAAUCAAGUCUACGGCGACUUCAGACGCAACAAAGCCCGCUGGGUGACUACAAAGCAACUUUGCAAUUACGGACUCUGGCUGCUACUCUGUGAAAGUCCCAGCUUUAAGGGUGUGUGGUAAACAUCACUGUGCAGUGUGUCAGUGGGUCUGUGUAGCACCGUUUUGCAGAGUGAGUGAUGUCUUCAGAGCUGCUGGUAGAUUUGGGUGAAGACCCUGCGACUGCACAGUUAGGACAGCUGAAGCUGACCACGGUAGAGGACCAGCAGUGGCCUGCUGAUGAGUCUACUCUCAGCAAGUCAGAGACGGAUAUCUCCCAGCGCUUUGACGCUGGCUCUCCACACCUGCCCUGGGACCAUCCGUUCUAUGACAUCGCCAGGCAUCAGAUCAUUGAAGUGGCGGGUGAUGAUAACUUUGGAAGGAAGGUGAUAGUGUUUAAUGCAUGCAGAAUGCCUCCACAGCACCAACUGGACCAUCACAAGCUGCUGAUGUAUCUUAAAGGAACACUGGAUCAGUAUGUUGAAAGUGACUACACUCUGAUCUAUUUCCAUCAUGGGCUGACCAGUGAAAACAAACCCUCUCUCAGCUGGCUACGAGAUGCAUACAGAGAGUUUGACAGAAAGUAUAAGAAGAACAUCAAGGCUCUGUAUAUCGUCCAUCCAACCAUGUUCAUCAAGACUCUGCUGAUCCUCUUCAAACCAAUCAUCAGUUUUAAGUUUGGCAGGAAGAUUAACUAUGUGAGCUAUCUGAGUGAGCUGGAAGAUGUGGUGAAGUGUGAGCAGUUGCUAAUUCCUGCCCGUGUCAAAGAGUACGACAACAAGUUAAGAGCCUCUCUUAAACCAACCGUCCAGCCUCCCAUGUCUCCUCCUCACAGCCCCCCCCUCCACAGCCAGGUGUUUGGGGUGCCACUUGCAUUGCUCAGGCAGAGGAAUCCGGAUGGCGAUCCGGUUCCCGUGGUGAUGAGAGACACCAUUACCUUCCUUUGUGAACAAGGUUUGGAGAUUGAAGGGAUCUUCAGACGGUCUGCCAAUGUGACUCUGGUGAAGGAGAUCCAGCUCAGAUACAACUCAGGUGCAACAGUGAAUUUCAGGGAAAUGGAAGAUGUCCACUUGGCUGCUGUGAUUCUGAAGACAUUCCUGAGGGAACUUCCUGAGCCUCUGCUGACCUACCAGCUCUACAACGACAUUGUCAACUUCACUUCGGUAUCCAGUGACAGGCAAGUGGCACUUAUGAAGACACUGAUAGAGUCGCUGCCAGAAGAAAACUAUGCAUCACUGCGACACCUCGUCACAUUCCUGGCAAAGGUAUCCGCCAACAAUGAAGUGAAUAAGAUGACCAACAGUAACCUGGCUGUGGUGUUUGGUCCUAACCUGCUCUGGGGACGGGACAACGCCAUGUCACUCAGCGCCAUUGGGCCAAUCAACAACUUCACUAGAAUCCUGCUGGACCACCAGCAUCUGGUCUUUACCUAAACCCUGCCCCUUUACCCUGCAGUCUCUCAUCCAGUCGGAAAACACCCUUUUCCAUUAAAACACCAUACACUUUAAAAGGAUCCCGUGGACCAAUUGCAUUUCAUUUUGUCUCCCACAAGUCUUUACAUUUUGAUUGGCACAUCUUGUUGAUGACAACAGCAGUGUGGGCUGCUACUAGCUUCUGGCCAGCAUUUCCAUUUGCAUGUGACUCUAGUAAAAUGGCUGCAGACAAAUAACCCUCAAUAAAAAAUGUAGGCAGUGAUUUAUCUUAAAAGUGGCAGUUAUUCUAAAAAGUCGUGUAUCUUUGCUGCUUUGCUUUUUGUCAUUUUGAUAAGUCAACAGAGCUGCCUCAGUAUCCAGUUUUGCAACCAUUGAGUUGGAGGAAAUCACAGAAUUUGGGGACAAUUUUGUGAAAUCAAAAUCAGGGAGUGGAUCUUCACAAUUACUACUACAUAACAAAAAACAUGGAUGAUAUGAGGUGAAGAUCUGUGCCUGUGCAGGUUAUUCCAACUUGCAGAAAUAGUUAACUCCAGUGAUUACCCUUAAAAAAAGUCUGCCGACUCACAGAAGUGAGAAUGUAAAAAAUUUACAGAAUCGAAGAAGGUGGAAAUGACCUGAAAUUCAGUCUAGCUCCAAAAACACUAGAACCUUCAUUUCCCAUAAUGCAGCUUAUUAGAAUAUUUCAUCAGACCCUAGCUUCCUGGUUAACUAAGUCUUGUAAUGUAAGGCUUUCUGUUAUAAAUUUGUAGUCCAAACAUUACUUUCUCACAUUUGACACAGCUCCCCCAGACACAACUGUCAGACUGAAUAAUGAAGUGAAAGGAAAUGGCAGAUCAAUGUGCUAUAAUAAUGCUAUAAUGAACAUAAUCAGGGAGUGUAUAUUUAAGGACAUAUUUGCACUCAAGUACAAUUGAUUAUGUUGGUUCCAGUGUGAAUGCCACUGGCUGAAGUGCAGGCAACCUACAGUUCUUUCACAUAGUACAUUUCAUCACCCUAUUACACCCAACAACCCUUCAAAAAUUCCUGUC
Molecule: messenger RNA, 2567 nt
Organism: Perca flavescens (yellow perch)
Lineage: Eukaryota; Metazoa; Chordata; Actinopteri; Perciformes; Percidae
Gene: arhgap1
Product: Rho GTPase activating protein 1
Exons: 13
Coding region: 247-1539 (430 amino acids)
Biological process (GO): small GTPase-mediated signal transduction; negative regulation of endocytic recycling
Cellular component (GO): cytoplasm
Molecular function (GO): GTPase activator activity
Source: RefSeq, a predicted model, not a curated record